AUGGCCACCAUCCGGCUACUUCUCACCCUUGCCAUUCAACGGCAGUGGAAAAUACAACAAUUGGAUAUCUUCAAUGCUUUUCUACAUGGCGACUUGUCGGAUGACAUCUACAUGCGUCAACCACCGGGCUUCAUCGACCCAAAUUUACCCGACCACGAACACUACGCCAAUAAACUGCUCAAGGACAUCGGGUUCACGGACUGCAAAGCAGCUCCCACACCUCUCGCUCUUAACAAUACUCAUAAAACAAACCCUGCAAAGCCAUUCGCCGACCCCUCACUCUACAGACGCCUAGCCGGAGCCCUCCAAUACCUCACGAUCACUCGACCAGACAUUGCUUUUGCCACCAACCGCAUCUGCCAACAGAUGCACCGCCCCACCGACCAGGACUAUCAGGAUCUCAAGCAAAUCCUCCGCUACAUCAAAGGCACCAUCUCCUUUGGAUUGCCUUUUAUCCCUGGCGACCUCACCCUCCGGACAUUUACCGAUGCCGACUGGGCGUUGGAUCACACAGAUAGAAAAUCUGUCUCCGGGUUCUGCACAUUCUUGGGUCCUAAUCUAAUCUCCUGGACAGUCAAGAAAUAG
Messenger RNA from Dendrobium catenatum, 585 nucleotides. RefSeq lists its product as uncharacterized. The transcript has 2 exons. NCBI's taxonomy places the organism in Eukaryota, Viridiplantae, Streptophyta, Magnoliopsida, Asparagales, Orchidaceae. The coding region runs from base 1 to 585 and encodes 194 amino acids. The record is from RefSeq and is a predicted model, not a curated record.